CUCGCCCUCGCCGCUCCUUCAACCCCCGCCGCCACGACAGCGCCAUUCACCGUCUCUCCACCGACCGCGCGAUCAACAGAAACUCACGUGGUGCUCGUGCAUGCGCUCACGCCACGCGCGGAUCAAUCUAACCCACUGCGCUGACAUCACGCCCAACCAACUGCGAGCGGGCGCGACUGUGAACCUAUUGCCAAACUUACCAUUCGCGCGCUCUUUCCCGUCCUUUCUGCCAGCAUCAAUUCCGGACUGCUUCCUGGGUCCGAACCCAUUGCCAUCACGAUUGUCCGAUUGCGGCGCGGCGGCACUAUCGACUCAGCAAUGACCUGAAGUGAAGGAGGAGAUUGCCAUCAUAGCGCACGCAACUGCAGGUGACCCUGGGAGGGCAGCGGAGGCCUCAGGUGGUGACAGGCGCGGAGUUGGCGUGAGGCGCACCGAUUUGGAAGUCAGCGCUGGCGCCGCAACAGGCGGGGAGGACAUGCCCGGCCGGCUGAUGAUGAAUCAGCAAGGAGCAGUUGGAUCUCAAGACCUCAAGAAAGACAGAAGCCAGGCGCAAACAGGGAACGUCUCGCAGAAGCGCGAUCUCGCGCAGAUGCAGGGAGCAGCUCAUACCAAUGGCAACACCAAUGGAGUCUCAAGUGGCUCUCUGCCGAAUGGACUGCCUGCCAAAAAUGAGCCGCUACCUACUUCCAAUGGACACUCGAAUGGCGCAGGCACUUCAGUGUCGAGGCCCUCUACACCUCCGCCAUUGGACCAAUCCUGGCGCACGUCCGAGAACAACAAGCCCUUCGGCGUUCUCCUAGCUCGUCUUGCGCAGCAAUGCUUUGGAGACCUCAACGCCACACUUAACAAGAUGAACGAUAUGCCGCCUCCACAGCCUGCGGCUUCGAACGGAGUUGUACCGCAGACAUUCGACCCUUCCAAGGAGAGUCUGGCCAGAAAGAAAGCUCUGAUGGACUUUGCCAGUGACCAGAGAGACCGGUUUACCAAAGCUCUCAUCCUUUCAGACUUCGCGCGCAGCGAGCAUGAUAUGGCCAAACUGGUAGAUCUCAAAGCUUGGUUUGAUUCUCAGAUCGCAGCUCAGGAGAACGCCAUGCGCUUCAUUGGAAUAACCAAGCAUGAUGUCGCUCGAGCAAAGAUGCCCAACCCGAACAUCGAAGGGGCAAUGGAACUAUUGGCAAACGGCAAAGCUCCCUCAAAAUGGCCGGACCUGGGUUACAUUCCUCCUCCGAAGCUUACUGCCAAGCAGCUCGCCAGUACCCUGCAGGACAUGAACGUGAUUAUUGCGACCCGGCUCAAUCUGCAUGAGGACUUACCGCACUAUUUCCGCGACUUUUCCAUUGCAAACGGAAGGGCCACCUUUCGCGUGCCUGGAGAGUUCGAAGUUGACCUAUCAGUUGCUGAUGAGGACCCUUCCUCUCAAUUCUACCUGAUCGAUCUGCGUUUCAGUUUCACGCCUGCUCCAGGGUUGACAGAUGAUGUCUUGCGAAACGCUCUGGAGGCCCACACGAACGAAGCGCUCAGUUCCAAAGGCCUACUCGGAUGCUAUGACUUCUUGCAUAACUUUGUGUUGACGCACAAGAUCAAUGUCCUCAAGUCGCAAUCAGUGCAGCUCUUCCGCGAGAAGUGGUUCGACUGUCUCGUGACUGAGACUCAACGAAGAGUCCUGGCCAUUCAGUAUUGGAAAGAUCAAGCAGGCAAGAAGAGCUGGAUCGAAUUUGGCAUCAGCACAGGCAAAUCAAGAGGCAAGCACUCCAGACGGAAGCCAACAUCGCAGCACUCGGUCCGGUGGUUCAGACAGGGACAAGAAGUGCAUGACCAGGCGAUUCUUGUUGACUGGGACGACCUCGACCUGGAUGCCAUAUUGUCGCAAGUCACAGCUAAGCAUGCAUCGUGGUCGCUCUCUACAAUUAGCGAUCGUUUGCAAGCCCUCGCGGGGCCACGGUCACAGGUGCGCGCGCAGCUCAGCACUUCAAACUCCAGCGCCGACGAAUGUAAUCUCACAUUAUCGCUCCCCGGCUUGCGCAACCCUAUAGCGGUGAACAUCGAGCCAGUCACUGGCCUCGUGACGAUAUCACUGUCUUCCAGAGAUGCUGCCACGGCACAGCGAAACCUCAACCGCGACCCAUCCACGGAUAAUUCGGCCAGCAUUGCGCAACUGCUAUGCCGCGCUGUGCAAGAUAAAGUGCGCAGAGUGGCAAUAUCUGCCCGGUGGCAGCUUGUUGACCCCCGUAGCUUUGGUCCGCAGCCGAACUUCCGGGCGUUGUUUGGACCGGACAUUGUUCGUCAUGACAUAUUCGCAUGUAAUGAAGCCUGGGGAGAGCGUUGGUCGUUGUGCACUACCUACAGUCUUGCUGGUCAGAGGUGGUGGGUGGUGCAGACCAAUUCGAGACCCGUUGAAGAGGGCAGAACCAUCAAGUCUAUUGUGGACGCACGACCCCUCGAUGUCACAACAUCUGCGAUAUCUCGAGCCGAUCUCUCACGCAUUCAAACCAUGGGCGAGGCCGAGGUAUCUUUCGCAGUGCUCGUCCAAGAGCUUGGCGCAAAUAAGAUCCCAUAUCACCUCGAAAGGCUUUCUUCGCUAACUUUCGAUGGUGAUAGACGUGACGAGAGUGCGACAACAGUGGUCUACAUCCGCAUGUCGCAACAAGACCUGAAGAAGCCCGAGCUUGCACACUACAAACCGCUCGCCAUCACGGAAUGGAUUCGCAUCGUGUAUGAGGGGCUUCUCGAUGACAAUGAUGGUAGUGAAGAGUCAAGACAUGAUAUACGUUUGACCUUGGAGUCCAGUCAACUGAAGCAUUUAAAGGACUAUCUCACCACUACGCAGAGCCGAAACGGAGAUGUUGCUAUGAACGCAUCUGGCGGCUUGGCAUUGUCACUUCGAGCGCAGUUUGGGCAGUCGUACAUCAAGGAAAUUGCGCGCCUACUCAAACGGUGUCGCGAUCUUGACUCAGCGUUGUCUGCAGCGCGGCAUCUCCAGUAUACUUGCACGGCUGUCGGCUUGAGCAAACUGGCCUUCAACUAUGGCACGUCGCAGCAGUACAAUGGGGUACUUACAAAGAAGGGCGGAAGUACUAAGCUGAAGUUGGGCCCCACCUCGAGCAAUCCUCAUCAACGAAUUCGAACGCACUUGGAAGAGGUCUACAACCGAGCGGCGGACAACCCAUUCUUCUCCCUUGCAUUCGCCAUGUCAGCAGCGCAGCCUUUUCUGGAGGCAAUUUCGGAGCUGGAAUUGAAACACUCGGCGCAGCGCACGUUGACCCUACACUCGCAUCAUGUCUUCAGCUACUCACUCGUCUAUCAUGCGCCACUCGCUCCUUGCAGAUUCAAAAUGGUGUUACAUUGGAACAAUCAACAGACCACUCGCAACAAGACCGUGUCAUAUACGGUGACAGUCUGGGACAGGGAUGGCAUUAAGCUGCCAGCAGAUUUCACAACAGCCCUCACUGAUCUCAGCAAGGACGCUGGCUCUACCGCAGAGGGCUGGAUGGGCAACAAUAGAGGUGGCUUCACUUCGAACGCCAAGGGCCUCCGCGCAAUGCUGCAGAGAUUGGAUGACUUCAUGCUCAGCUCAACCAAUGGUCCUGAUAAUGCUGUGGAGAAGCUGGACAAGUCAGAAACAUCCUUACCUGAGACGAAGCCUGCACUGAACCGGAAUCCAUCGACGACACAGGCCCCGACGCAACAGAAGCCUCCCACCCCAGCUCAGAUGAGGAACCAGGCAAGACCGCCGCCAACCCAAAUGAGGCUGGGGCAGGACAGCACAGCUCGACAGAUGACUGUCCCGGCGACGCAUGGCCAGCGACCCAAUCAGAACCAAGGGAGAGUCAAGAAAGAGAUCAUUGAACUCGACUAGGCAACGACCAUGGUCUUUCAAGUCCUGCUCUCUGCAGUCAUGAAGAGACUAUCUGUAUUAGUGCUCAUUAUACCCCUGGAGCGGCAACCUUUUACUUUUUUGAUCGAAAAACUUAUUUGCUUUGAGCGUUAACGUCUGAAUUUGCUGAUUUCGGGUGGAGUCUCGAACAGCUUUGCUUUCAGUUGCCAGUACGAAUCGACAGACUCUUUCGCUGUUGUCGAAUACGGCACAACAGAUGGCAUAGCUUUUUCAAGGAGUCUUGUCCUUGCAUUGCGGGGGGUCUUCGAAGUAAGGUGGUUUCAGUGGCUUUUUCUGUCAUACACAUUGCUGAUGACAUUGCGAAAGAUGGAUUUCAUGGCUCGUGGUCGAGGCGCGCGCAGCGUGGGAAGUGUACGAUGAUGUGAAGGGGCUGAAGAAAAGCGCGUGUGAGAAGUGCAGCGCGGCGGAAGGUUGGGGCGGUUGCAUCAUGUUCCGCAGGAGCUGCGAAGAGGCACAAGUCGUCAUGAUGGCGAGGAACACUCCAAAAAGGGUUCUAUUGGAUCGGCAUUGGAUGGGAUCGAGGCUAGUACUGCUACUGCGAUGAUACCAAUAUACGAAAGAAAAGAU
Molecule: messenger RNA, 4462 nt
Organism: Cercospora beticola
Lineage: Eukaryota; Fungi; Ascomycota; Dothideomycetes; Mycosphaerellales; Mycosphaerellaceae
Gene: RGR1
Product: Rgr1p
Biological process (GO): regulation of transcription by RNA polymerase II
Cellular component (GO): mediator complex; core mediator complex
Molecular function (GO): transcription coregulator activity
Source: RefSeq, a predicted model, not a curated record